Molecule: messenger RNA, 938 nt
Organism: Aspergillus ruber CBS 135680
Lineage: Eukaryota; Fungi; Ascomycota; Eurotiomycetes; Eurotiales; Aspergillaceae
Product: NAD(P)-binding protein
Exons: 1
Coding region: 34-903 (289 amino acids)
Molecular function (GO): oxidoreductase activity
Source: RefSeq, a predicted model, not a curated record
CGGCAAUAUAUCGUACUUAUUCUAUCACUUAGCAUGCCUCAGAUCUGGCUCGUCAACGGCGCUUCGUCUGGCUUCGGUCUUGGACUCGUCAAGAUCAUCGCCGGCAAAGGUGAUCGUGUACUCGCUGCUUCGCGAAACCUCGAGAAACUAGCUUCCCUCGUUUCAAACAACGUGAAACCAGUCCUCCUCGACCAUAACAAACCUCUAGACCAACUCCAAUCAGCCAUCAACGAUAUCCUCACUAUCUAUGGCACUGUCGACAUCGUCGUCAACAACGCCGCAUACGUCCAAACUGGCAUUCUCGAAGAAGUCUCUCCAGAAGAUACCUUGCGUCAGUUCCAAGCAAACACUCUUGGCCCCCUCAGCUUCUACCGUACACUCCUCCCACACUUUCGCGAGAAGGGCACCGGAACUCUCGUUACUAUCGGCUCCAUGGCAGCGUGGUGCCCCAUGUCAGGUUGCAACUUGUACAACGCGUCCAAAGCAGCUCUUCGUUGGUUGGCAAUAGGCCUAGCUGGUGAGGUGGCGCAGUUUGGUAUCCGUCACUGCCUAGUCGAGCCUGGAUUCUUCCGCACAGGGCUGCUGGAUCCAUCUGCCAAUAUCGCUGGGACUGAUAAGAGCAGUCGUCUUGAUGUAUACACGGAUUUGAAUGCAAUCAUUGAGACCAAUUUUGCGACGUUUAAUGGUGCGCAGCUGGGAGACCCUGUGAAGGGCGCUCAGAUAAUCUUUGAUGUGGUCACAUCGUCUGGAGUGGCAGAAGGAAAAGAGUUGCCUGAAUUGCUUCCGUUGGGAAGUGAUGCUAGUAUGGAAAUUGAAAAGGCCGUGUCGAAGGUUCAGACAUCAGUGGAGGGGUGGAAGGAUAUCAGCGCCUUGAGUGACAUUAAGGAGUGUGCUGCUGAUUAGAUAGUCCGAAGAAUGAAAUAGAUUGAUAACAUGUA